Ambispora gerdemannii is the source of this 411-nucleotide messenger RNA. The record is from the annotation of a GenBank genome assembly. NCBI's taxonomy places the organism in Eukaryota, Fungi, Glomeromycota, Glomeromycetes, Archaeosporales, Ambisporaceae.
AUGAAAAACUUCGGUAAAGAGAUUGAACAGUUGGUCCUCGAGUGGGAACGCAAUGUUCGAGCUAAACACAAGAGCGACGUUCUUUAUGUUGAUGAUCCUCUACUCGUUAUUGAGUGGAAUGAAACCGGUCUUCAGCAAAGAGGAAUCCAGAAGAUUGCAAUGCUCAAUAGGUGUCCACUCAUUCCCUGCUCAAGAUUUCUCCGUGUCGAAUCUCUUUUUUUCGUUGUAAAAACUGGUAGCGUUGGAGCAUUACAAAGAAUCCAAUUUAUUAUCAAUGUCUUACAAGAUACAUAUUUGCAACGGCAUGUUCCAACAUUAGGUCGAAUAUACCAAAUGGUGGCUCAAAAAAACAAUAUGUUAUGGAAGUUGUCGAAUUUAAUAAGGUGUUUAAUAUUUGAUUACACAAUGUAG